Molecule: messenger RNA, 559 nt
Organism: Quercus robur (English oak)
Lineage: Eukaryota; Viridiplantae; Streptophyta; Magnoliopsida; Fagales; Fagaceae
Exons: 3
Coding region: 207-509 (100 amino acids)
Source: RefSeq, a predicted model, not a curated record
GGUAGUUUAACGGAGUGUGCCUCUCAUCGUUCUCGCAUCUUUCACUGUGAAAUUAAUUAUCAUAUUAUUCUGAUCACUGGCCAUGACAAUGGUCACGUUCUCAAGUCGAGGGUCCCUGAAACUCGUUCGUGCAAUUUUAUUUAUAACGCUUUUGGUGCAGUACUUGAGACCAGCCCUUGGAUUCAUUUCAGGGGUUGGAGUUGGAGAUGCUAACAACAUCAGGUGUCCAGAAGGGGAGAGACAAGCACUCCUUGAAUUCAGAAAAGGCCUCAUUGAUGACUAUGGCAGGCUCUCUUCGUGGCGGGGCGAAGAUGAAAAUAAGAAUUGCUGCAAUUGGGAAGGAGUUCUCUGCAGUAACCAAACUGGUCAUGUACUCAAGCUUCAUCUUAGUGGUUCCCAAGAUGAUGGAAUGCAACCUUUUCGAGGGAUGGUUGCAUAGCGGUGCUGAAAGCGAAACGCUUAAUCCGCGUGAAGUACGUUGCUGCUACUGGGUGCUCACGUCAAAAUAAGUGUCACAACUUAACAUCUGUGUGGGAAUAGGUCUAUAUGCUUUGUUUUA